Scleropages formosus (Asian bonytongue) is the source of this 6155-nucleotide messenger RNA. RefSeq names its product NEDD4 binding protein 2 (gene n4bp2). Bases 174 to 5513 code for a protein of 1779 amino acids. Gene Ontology annotation, cellular component: nucleus. The record is from RefSeq and is a predicted model, not a curated record. NCBI's taxonomy places the organism in Eukaryota, Metazoa, Chordata, Actinopteri, Osteoglossiformes, Osteoglossidae. The transcript is spliced from 16 exons. Gene Ontology annotation, molecular function: ubiquitin binding; endonuclease activity.
CGUAACUCUCCACCUCCUCCGCGCGGGGGAAAACUCAGACUGUUUGCGGUUCUUUCUUUUUCCAGUCCCGACUGAAUACUCCCCGACUUCCUCCGCGAGAACGCGCCGCAGAUGCAGCGGUAGGGUGCGCGCGCAGGGACGUCCCCACCUCAGGGAUUGAUUGAACCGCCACGAUGCCGAGGAAAAAGAGAAGCUCGCAGAGCCCCGCGCGGCAGUCCGGCCUGCCGAGCGACGGGAAGGCGCAGCAAAGCGAACAUGGAAACGUCAACAACACCACAAACACAACUACUAGCAGCAGCGGUAUCAUGGGUGGCCCGCCGGAGGCUGGAGCCCUGGACAGGGACGCGGUGGUGAGCCGCAUGCAGGAGAUGUUUUCGCACUUGGACCCCGAUGUUGUUUACAUCGUGUUGGCCGAGUGUGAUUUCAAAGUGGAGAAUGCCAUGGACUCUUUGCUGGUGCUUUCUGAAGGGGUUGCACCUCCUCAGGUCUCAGGGUUUGAAAUGGCUGCCUCUCUGCUCUAUCCCAAACCACUAGAAGAUACGUCUACGGCUUUGCCGAGCAACAUGUCGCGGCCUAUGCAUGGCAAGCCUGAGGGUGGGGAGGACUCGGACGUGAUCGGAACGCACCUCACGGCGGAUUUUGACGUGCUUAUUGACAGGGAACUGCAGACCAUUUCAACGCAGCAGACUGCUCGUGGCAGCCCUUUCUCUUCUUCCUGCUCGCUCUCUUCCCUCCCUCCACCAGAGCUGCUUCAGUCGAGCACAGAGCAGGGCCAUGGGCCUGGACAGGUCUCUGUGGACAGCUCAGGCUCAGGGUCCCCUGUAAGUGGGCUCAGCUUUGUAGGGGGAAGAGUCUAUAAAGAAGAACCUGGCCAGCUGGACUUCAGUCAUCUGACUGCAGAGGCUGUGAGUAACAAGCCAUCUUCACUGGACCUCCGGAGCUAUGGGCGUCCCUCAGCUUUCCAAGCUUACAGAAAGAGCCCCAAACCCAACACCUCAGAUGGCAGUCAAUUCAUGGAGUCUAGCUUUGAGGGGGCAGCCCUGCCUGGUGGUGAUAGAGGCACAUCCCUGCCAAAAAAUUCACAAGAGCCUCCUCAGACAGCCUCGUCCAAUUUCUGGAACAUGCAGGCUUCCGAGUUCAUGCCUCAUGUGAACAGGCCGGUCUUCAUCACCCCCGUGGUGCAGAAUCACAUACCUUGGAACAUGCUGCCUACAGUGGACUGGACAGUACGUGGUUUCGGGAUGCAGGCACCGAUAAAACCAGCAGCUACCAUACCAAAAUCCUGGGCAGUAUCAGCAGGUGCCAAACCUCUGCAGCCAUCAAGGCCUACUCGUCUAUUUGGCCAGGUUCUGGUGCUGAUGAGGGGGGCCCCUGGGUCUGGAAAAUCUGCUUUGGCCAGGAGUAUUCUACAACAGAACCGGGGUGGUGUGGUGUUAAGUACGGAUGACUAUUUUGUGCGCGAUGGACGUUAUUGCUAUGAUCAGUCAGUACUCAGUGAAGCCCAUGAAUGGAAUCAAAAAAGAGCCAAGGAGGCUUUCGAAAAGGGUGUCUCUCCCAUCAUCAUCGACAACACCAACAUGCAAAGUUGGGAAAUGAAACCAUAUGUUGCUCUGGCUCUCCAGUAUAAGUACAAGGUCAUGUUUCGUGAACCUGACACCUGGUGGAGAUUCAAGCCUAGGGAGCUGGAAAGGCGCACCAAACAUGGAGUGCAGAAGGAGAAGAUCAGGCGCAUGCUGGAUCAUUUUGACCGUCACGUCUCGAUAGACUCCAUCAUGUGUUCCUUCAAGAAGCCACUAGAGCCAAGUGUUGAUGCAGUGCAGCCCUCUCAGGAGACUAGCCUUUCACAGCCUUCAGCAUCUGACGUGAGGCCAGAUCUGGUAGAGGAGCCUCAUUUAAACCUGGAGUCGGCAAAGGCCCAUUUCCAGCUCUUUGACUCUCUUCCAGAUGUGUCAUCAGUGGGAGGGUGUUAUACCAAAGAGGAAAGCAUGGGUGACAGCAGCAGCAGCAGUAAUCAAACUGAUAGCAGCUCCACUUCCAGUCAGUACCUGCACCUGCAGGCAGAGGGACAUGAAAUAGGCAGAGUGCUUGAGCUUGAUGUGGCCAGUACUGAGCUGCAGGAAGGACAUACAGAAAACUGGAUGGUGGGGAACUGCUCAGCAGCUCCAAAUGAAAGAGGGAUCCCAGAUGACAAGGAGACCCUGCAGUUUGAUGUGAAGGACCAAGCAGAUGAAGAACCUGUUGCAUUUUUUGAGUCAAUUAGCCAGAGAGUGAGGCGUGACAGAGGUUGCACCAAGCAGGUUGAUGCAGAUGAAAAUGCCCUGGUGGAUGAUGAUGAUGAUCUCCCCCUUGGGCAUGUUGUCGUAGAGGAUGGCGAUGUUAAAGACAGUGACUUUCAGACAACUGGAGGUGACUCUGUGAAGCCAGAGCUGCUGGAUUUUGUGGGUGACUGGCCCACAGAGGCUCUGGAGCAGCGGGAGCAGAGGACAAGAGGUGAGAAAAACAGUCAGGCUCUGAAGAAAGGUUCAGAAGAACAGGUUGUGAGUGAUGAUGGCCAAAUACAAAAUAAUUGCAAUCCACUUGUAACUGAGUUUCAGAAACUUUUAGAUCUAUUGCAAGUGGAUACUGAAACAUCCCAAAAACAAAUGACCACCUUUGUGGACUCCCUGCCUGGAUUUUUUGAUUUGCGCUUUAACUCAGAAGACUUGAUUGUAGAAGCCGCAGAUGUUGUGAGGGAGGUCAGUUCUGUCUCCGGCAAGGAAGGAGAAAGUCAAAGAACAGGAAAGGACUCCAGGCCUGAGCUGCUGGACUGUGUGGAAGACUGGACAGAGGUAGAUGCCACACUUGCGGAGGACUUGUCCCAGAAAACAUCUGAAGAACGGGUGAUGAAGACAUCCGGCAUCAUCAAGAAGGUUGAUGUGUUGUCAUUGACCAAGAAUAACAGCAUCAGUAUGCCUGAUAGAAGUGAGGAACUCCAACAUGGAGACUUGGAAGUGUGUCAGAGUUCCUGUGUGACCACUGACCCAAAAUCUGGAUCUCUUGCAGCUGGAAGUGCUCUGAUGGAUGGCACGCCAGUGGUGGCUGGAACCGCGGGUAGUCAUGAGCGCAGGCUGAGACACAGCCGGAGAUCAGGAAAACAGUGCAAACUGGCACUCACCUUCACCAACAACAGCCCCACGUCACCUAAAUUACAGCUAGAGUCCCCUCAGUUAUUCCCCCACUUAGGUCCUGUGUCUCCAGACCCAGUUAUACGCAGCUCUGUGACUGGUAUGGAUUCUGCCACACAGACUAACCCUCAAGACUUCGCUCUCCUCUGGAGGAUUGAUCGGCAGCAUCAAAUAAGCACUGUUGAUCUUGAAGUGAAAGAAAUGGAAGGGAACUCCUCUCGCUUCAUUCCUAAAUCAGUUGAACUUGUUGAAGGCUCAGGUCACCAGGAGGUGCCGUAUAGAGUGAUGCAUGACAAAGGCACUCUAGUUGAGGAGCAGGAACUAAGUGGUGGCAACAAUAAGCUUGAAAACUUGCAGAUCCUCAGCCGCCACUUCAAGCUAGUCGCCUUUGACAUGCUGGAGGACUUGUAUGACAAGUGCCACCAAGAUAUGGAGUGGACUACCAAUCUUCUGCUUGACUCAGGAGAGUGGUUCUUCAAAGAUGAUGAGGAGGAUGAUGCAGUGGACAAGGAUCACUUCACUCAGUGCAGUUGGGUUGACUCCCACGUGUCUGUAAAGAUACCUAGUUCUUGUUUGGAAGUAGAAACAGUUGUCUCCGCUACUGAAAAUUCAACUGCUUUUGCCUCCUUUGAAGCCCAGUGUCCCAGAACAGAGAGUUAUGGGGGGUUGGAGUUGUGCUCUGGUUCUGAGGUGACCCUUUCUACAAGUGGAGAGCUGUCAAAUGUGGAGAGCAGUGCAGUGAGCUCGAGACCUGUUGACCCUGUUGGAGCAGCUGAACCUGUCAUAGCUGUUGAACUUGGGAACAGUAUCCCUGUUCCUGAAGAACCAGUGGCAGAUUGCCCCUCAGCUGAGAUUAGAAAAUCUCCUGAGCUGAUGGGCUUUCAAGAAAAAGCCACUGAAGAACAAGAAAGGAGAUCAGAGAACCAGAUUGAGAAGCAUGAAGGUUGUAGUACUGAAGAACCUGAAACACUUGCACCAAUGGAAGAAGAGGAAGUAGCAGGACCUUGCCUUCUAGAAACUGAGUAUGAGGAGAUUGGUAACCUCUUGUUUGAAGGUGAAGUCAGUGAGUCUUUGCUGGAACAGAUAAUGGAGCUGGAGAAAAAGCAAGCAGGAGACAAGCAGAGGGAGAGGGACAGAGCCAGCCAGGCCAAGCAGCAGUGCCAACCUGUGAAUAUCCAGACCCUAGAGCUGAAGUUGCCCACAGAGCUUGCUUUGCAACUCACUGAGCUCUUUGGCCCUGUGGGCAUUGAUCCUGGUAGUUUGUCUCCUGAAGACUGUGCAGUGCAAAUCGACCUGAGCCUUGCACGUCUUCUGCACCAGAAAUGGAAGGACACUAUUCAUAAACGGAAGAGACAGGAAGUGCUCUCGUACUGUCUGCUACAGGAGAGCUCAGUCCACUGGGGAGACUCUCAGUCGGCCAAGCCGGGGAACCAUGGGAAGAUUUCACAGCUCUUGCUUUGUCCAGAUGGGUUGGUGUCCCUUGGCCACUCGGAUGACUUGCCCUACAUGGAUCACUGGAAUGCUUUUCAGCCUUAUGUGUCUCUGAGGGACAUUAUGUUGGAGGAGGAGGCUCUCCAGCAGAACAUGGAGAAGCUAAAUCGCAUGGAAGCUCAGCAGAAGGACAGCGCCACACUGCUGAAGGAGCACCAGCUGUACAGCUUGUUUCCAACCAUUGACCGCCACUUUCUGAAGGACAUUUUCAGGGACCAAAACUACUCCUUGGAGCGGACAGAGCAGUUCCUAAGAACACUCUUGAAUGAGGAGCCAGUGAAAACAGUGGUGGCACCAGAGGCCUCCCAGCACAGGGACACGGAGAGCAAAGACCUUCCUCAGACAAGCAAGACCAAGGAGCCAGAAGUGGUCCAGUUCCAGGACACAGACGACCCAGAGUAUGAAGAUUUCCGUGCAGAGGCGGUGCUGCAGAGAAAGAAGCAGCAGGAAUGCAUUGGCAAGGCAGCCGAUGCAUACACCCGGGGCAUGAAGGAUGUAGCCAGUUUCUAUGCCCAGCAGGGUCACCUCCAUGGGCUGAAGAUGAAGGAAGCGAAUCACCGAGCUGCCAUGCAGAUCUUCAAGAGGGUUAAUGCCUCACUCUUGCCCCAGAACAUUCUGGACCUGCACGGUCUGCAUGUGGAUGAGGCACUUUACCACUUAGCACAGGUGCUGGAGGACAAAACUAAAGAGUGUCAGAACAGUGGGUGCAGACCUCAACUGUCAGUCAUCACAGGAAGAGGGAACCACAGCCUGGGAGGCGUGGCCCGCAUCCGGCCGGCCGUCAUCGAUUACCUCAAGAGCCACAGCUACAGGUUCACCGAGCCAAAGACUGGACUGCUGCUGGUCACCUUACACUGAAACAGGCUGAAUGUUGACUCAUGAAAACACACAGAAAAUGUCUGUCUCUGUCUUUCUCUCCCUUCUCUCUCUUUCUCUCUCUCACUUCUCUCUCUCACACACUUUACUUCAUUCCGAUUUUUAGAGUGCCCAUACUUACUUUUUGCUGCCUACCCUUUUCUCCUACCUAUAUUUGUGUAUAUAUGAAAAAAGACUAUGUUUUGUACUAGAGAAUCAAAAUGCUAAAUAAGCAAUGUGGAAUGCUAACACUAAUGAUUUUAUAGUUUAUUGUAUAAGGAGUAUAUUUUGUUUACAUAAAUAUCAAUCCGUACUUCGGUACAGUUAUGUGGCAGCUAUAACCAACAUAUAACCAUAUACAUUGCCAUAACCAGCAGAAGCAUCAACAGUUUGUCAUGUAUUUUUUAUGCAAUCCAACUGCAUAUUUUUUUAAUUCUAGCGCAAGUUUUGAGUCUUGCGUCCUCAUUCAUUUACAGUUUUAAGUCAUUUGUUUCUGUAAAGUUUUAAUUUUUUUCUAAAGUUAAUGGUUUACUCACUACAGAGUUCAAGCUUUUAAUCUAGCCAAGUUAAUUUUUAUUGGAGUUUAUGAUUGGUCAGCUGUUACAAGAAAUCCAAAGUUCCGUUUCCAGCUAUACUUUAAUUAAA